AUUACAGAGGACGCUGGGAUGAGUUAGCCUGGACUAAUUGUUCCAAAUCGAAUGAGCACUGAGGACAAACCGUCAACUUCGAAGGAACCGCCGACUAAAAUGCCCGAAAAUGCAGCGCCAACCAUAACGGCUGGCGAUGCAGCCGCUAGGCAAGGAGAUUUGAUAGAAGCAUUAGCAAAAGAAGCCGAAGAACUCAGGAAGAAACUCGAUCAAGAACGACAGAAGUUGAAUGAUAUUCCAAUCCAACAAGCCGCCGAGCGUUUGGAUCCACUGCCAAAUCUAGGAAUCAAGCAGAGACGAAUACUCAAAGGACAUGCCGGCAAGGUGUUAUGUAUGGAUUGGUCGCUGGACAAGCGGCACAUCGUCAGCUCGUCCCAAGACGGAAAAGUCAUCGUUUGGGAUGGAUUCACGACAAAUAAGGAACAUGCGUUGACGAUGCCCACGACAUGGGUGAUGGCCUGUGCAUAUUCGCCAAGUAGUCAACUCAUUGCCUGCGGGGGUCUCGACAAUAAAUGCAGUGUAUUCCCAUUAUCAUUCGAAGAUGAUAUCCUCCAGAAGAAGCGAAGUGUGGCUACACACACGAGCUAUAUGAGCUGUUGUAUGUUUUUACGUUCCGAUAAUCUUCUACUCACUGGAAGUGGCGAUUCCACGUGUGCCAUAUGGGAUGUGGAAAGCGGGCAGAUGAUACAAAAUUUCCACGGACAUACAGGUGAUGUCUUUGCCAUAGAUGUUCCUAAGUGUGAUACAGGGAAUGUAUUUAUAUCGGCUGGAGCCGAUAAACAUUCACUCGUCUGGGAUAUUCGUACUGGGCAAUGUGUUCAGUCAUUCGAAGGCCAUGAAGCUGACAUCAAUACUGUGCGGUUUCAUCCAAACGGCGACGCAUUUGCUACUGGUUCUGAUGAUGCAACGUGUCGUUUAUUCGAUUUACGUGCCGAUCGUCAAGUAUGUGUCUAUGAAAAAGAAUCUAUACUAUUCCCAGUGAAUGGAGUGGACUUUAGCGUAAGCGGACGCAUACUAUUUGCUGGUUACGGUGACUAUCGCGUCGGUGUAUGGGAUUCACUUAAAUGCGUACGUCAUUCUGUACUUUAUGGCCAUGAAAAUCGUAUCAGCUGUUUACGAACCAGUCCCGAUGGGACCGCUAUAUGUUCUGCCAGUUGGGAUUGCACCAUUAGGAUCUGGGCGUAAAUCUCGUCACCCGUGCCGCAACUUUGCGCUACUUUCAUUGCAAUUCCCCGCAUAAUGUUUUUUUUUCGUCUGUGUUCGAUUGUCAUUUGUGAAUCUAAGUCAUGUAAAAAAUAAAUUAAUUUUCUGUACUGUUG
Messenger RNA from Cylicocyclus nassatus, 1319 nucleotides. Lineage: Eukaryota; Metazoa; Nematoda; Chromadorea; Rhabditida; Strongylidae. The record is from the annotation of a GenBank genome assembly.